Messenger RNA from Dibothriocephalus latus, 756 nucleotides. Lineage: Eukaryota; Metazoa; Platyhelminthes; Cestoda; Diphyllobothriidea; Diphyllobothriidae. The record is from the annotation of a GenBank genome assembly.
AUGAGCAGAUUUGGUUUCCAAGAGGAAGAUGACCUACUCAGCAAUUCUGUUAAUCGUGAAGAGCAGCUUUCGAAUAGAAUAAAGGAUCUGGAGUUUGACGUAAAAAGUACAAAACUUAAAUUUGAACAGCAAAUGGCGGAAAAUGACAAACUCCAUCAAAUGGUUCAAGAUAUCCAAGCGAAGUACGAAGAAGUGGAGCGUCACCGCAUUGAACUGAAGCAAGAAAUUAAAGCUCUCAAAGCUAAAGAGAGCAGUCUUCUGAGUGAACUUGAUGAGCUCGAAUCGGAAAAUCUAGACCUUCAAAAGAGUGUCCUGGCGCUGAAAACCAGUCAAAUUGAAUUUGAAAGUCUUAAACAUGAAAUGAAAAGAGGCCAGGAAGAGAAUGAUCUCCUUCAUGCGCAAUUAGAAGAGAUAACACGUCUGAAGCGUAUCACUGAAAAGUCUCUCGAAGAAGCUCUGGAAUCUCUUCAGAUUGAGCGUGAUCAACGACAUAACCUUAAGAAGGAACUUGACAAUCGACUUGCCAUUGAGUCCAUAUAUCAGUUCAAUUCCAUUCAGAACGAGUAUGCUAAAUCUGCUCAAUCUCAACUAAUCAGUCAGUCUGUAUCGAAUGAUUUCUCGUCGAGCUCCCAUUUAUGUAAGCAUGAAUAUACUAUAUUUUCCGCAAGUCCUAUGAGCAUGUCUAUUUUUGUCUUUAUUGCACUUGGUUUGCCUCUCACUGCCUAUAACCAAUCCACUGGCUGUCAGAAUUAUUAA